Molecule: messenger RNA, 1548 nt
Organism: Drosophila sulfurigaster albostrigata
Lineage: Eukaryota; Metazoa; Arthropoda; Insecta; Diptera; Drosophilidae
Exons: 2
Coding region: 350-1291 (313 amino acids)
Source: RefSeq, a predicted model, not a curated record
UAAAAUUGUAGAAAUUUCAUAUGUAAAGGCACAACCGACAGAUAGACAUGUCAGCAUCGUCUUGGAUAUUGGCGAUGAUCAAGAAUAUAUAUACUUUUAAGAUCGGGAAUACCUCAUUCUGCAGAUUACAUACUUUUUCUGUAGGCACAAAAUUAUCAAUUUACUGCUUAAACUCGUUUAAAAGAUUACGACUAGCGCAAACCUAUAAAAGCUCAUAGCUUCGAAUGCAUUCUUAUCUUAUCGAAAUUUCGUGCAAAUUUCUCUGCAUGACAGGCAUUAGUCUUCCAUCAACUUUACAGUAGAGAAAAACACGCAAGUUAAUUCUCAAUUUAUAAAUCAGAUAAUCGAAAUGGAAGAUAAGAAACUUAAUAUACAAUUGGAAGAAAAUGAUAUUUCUCAGAAAAGCCUCGAGGACAAUUUGAUCGAUAAUAGUUCAAAUUUGUGUGACUCAUCAUGCUUUAAGGCGGUGAAACAAUUGCUGGAGGACUCCGAUAAGAAAGCAGAAUUCGAGGAAUUUUUUUAUAUGGUGCACAUGAGAGAUAAUCAAUUAAUGGACAUAAAGGAUAAACUCUCAGAUCUUGAAGUAAAACUAUCAAUUUAUAAGCAGCAAAUUCUGGAGAAGAAUAAAUUAAUAGACUAUUUGAAAAGGAAAAUUUAUUUAUCAGAUGAAGCAAAAAUUAAUAACAAUGAAAGAACGAUUACAGAAACCAACGAUAUAAAUGCUGAAACAAUUAAGGCUAAGGAUCAACUAAUAGAAACACUUAAAGAAUCACUUGAGUUAUCUAAAGAUAAUCGAAAGCUAUGGGAUAUUAAUCAAUUAGCAAUGACAACAAGAAUUGAUCUUCUUUUGGCUCAACAGGCAACUGCUAAUGAGAAUAUGAUUGAAAAAGAUAAUGAGAUUGUACGGCUAAAAUCAAAAACUGAUACAAAUGAAGUAGAAAUUAAAGAAAAUAUUAAAAUUAUUAACGAAAUGAAAAAUGAAAUAAAAGCAUUAGAAGAUACUGUUCUUAGACAAAAUAGUACCCGUAAAGAAGUACUAAAUAAAAUAUGUCAAUUGCCCAAACGUACUACUCUUAAAUUGAUUUGUGUGGAAAUGAAUUUUCGUAGUCUAUUGGAUUUUCGUGAUUACAGCGCUCUUGAAAUGAAGUCACUUAAAUUUAAUCUUUCGCGUACUUUGGAUUCUCACAAAGCCCUCAGAAAUACAAUUAGAGAAGCGUUAUUUGCUGUAAACCGACUAUUUGCAAACCCUGAAGAAAAUAAAAAUAAAAAUUCCUUAGUAGUUCGCCCAUAAAAAUGUUAUACAUAAAUGUAUGUAUAAAAUAAUAUAAAUAAAUAAUAUAAAUAAAAUAAUAAAAUAUAAAAUAAUUUAAGAAAGAUACAAUCGAGUGUACUCGACUGUAUGAUACCUAUUACCCAAUUUCAAUAUAAGCGAAAUAUUACAAAUUUGUUCUUGGAAGAACCAACAUAUUAUAUCGACAAUACUUUUAAAUAUACCAAAGUCGAUAUUUAGUAUAUAUAUCAUAUUUAGAAUAAUAUACUAUUAUAUUA